CAAAACUAACACAAAUCCUGCGGCCCAAUAGCACUUUAGAUAGAGUCCUACAGCGGCGGCCGGGGACGAGGCAUCGAUCGCGUAUAUCGAUCAGUUGAUGGGCAAGGAAAAUACCGAUUGCUAAAGAAGCCUAUACGCCGCCGCCGGCUCUGUUUCCUUGUGUUGUGCGAGAGGAAAUCAACUGCGUCGCGCCUCCACCUUGGUGCCUCUCCUCCGGUUCAUGGCCGCCGCUUCUCUGACAAUUGCCAGUCGCCGUUUUGAUUUGAGAUAUUAAGGUCAAUGAUGCAUCGACAUUCACUCAAACAAAAAGAGACUAAUGAUGCAUUGCCAUUCCCUCAAAAUGAAAAGAGUAAUGACACAUUAGCUAUGCUGCUAUACGAAGGAACCACUGGCAUCACUCUUUUCUCUUUUGAUGGGAGCUGCCUCAAUGAUUUAGUGAAGGACUUCUGGACAUGCUUGCCACCACUUAGUUUGAUAGUAUCCAUGAAGUAUGAGAAGGUGCCCACCCCCAUUGACCUUGUUAAUGAGGCUAUUGACGAUCGUCUGUUCAGGAGGCUCACUAAGUUGUGUGGUUCUGAGAAGACAUUAGUUGUCGGAAGUGCUAAAUAUAAAAGAAUAAUUGAAACAAUACUGGCAAUAACCUAUUUGUGUGUAGAGGUUCCAGAUUCUGAGGUGAUAAUUCGCAGCCUGAAGAAUCCGAUGCAGUCAGUUAAGAUUAAUGUUGUAUUGGCUACGUUGCUAUACCAAGCACCGUCUGGCAUCGCAAUUUUCUGUUUUGAUGGAGAUUACCUCAAAGCUCCAAUGAAGGACUUUUGGGCAUGCUUACCACAACUUAGUCUCGUAGCAUUUAUAAAGCGGGAGAAGAUGCCGACCCCCAUUGACGUUACUAAUGAGGUCAUUGAUGGCCGCUUGGUCAAGAGGCUCAGUCAACUGUGUGGUUCAGGUAGAAAAUUAGUUGUGGGGAGUGCUGAAUAUAAAAGAAUAAUUGAAACAAAACUGGGAGUAACCUGCCUACAUGUUGAUGUUCCGGAUUGUGAGGUGAUAAUUUGCGGUCUGAACAAUCCCAUGUCUCCUUUAUUGCCUGAAAAACAGUUUGGGCCAGACAAAGAUUUAGAAUUAUUCUUACAUCAACGUGACUUUGAUAUCAAGCUCGAGAUGGUUGAUAAAUCUAUGAAGGAGACUGCUUAUCUCUUGCAUGAUAUUGAAUCAUGUGAAAAGAAGUAUUUGAAGUUCUUCCGACUUCUUCUAAAGGAUUUUAUUCUUACAUCUGAAAUUGACACCAAGGAUUGGGUUUUAAUCCAGUUUGCAACGGCUUUGAAGAUGAUAUGUUACCCUGGAGCAUGGUAUAAAGUCUUACCCCCUGAUGAGAUUUUCUCAUUUGAUGAGUGCUCAAAGAUAGAGGCUCAUGCAUGUAGAUAUAAAAGAAGGUUUUCAAAGAUUGAUGUCUUGUCUAUCUACAAACAUGUUGCUAAACUCAAUUCAAAAAAGUGCAUACUAAUGAUCAAAUUGGAUAUCUGGAUUUCGAAGGCUAAAGAAGCGCAGGAGAAGGCAGAUGUCAGAGAUUAAGCAACCAUCAUUUUUUGGGAAAACUCAAUAGGACUGAUUUAUGUACUGGCUCCAAAGUUUUAAAAAAAAGCUAGUAAUAUGUAGACGUGUUACCUUUCCGAAACAGAUGGAAACGUGUUGUCUCUCUCAGCAGGAAAUUAAUCUCCGCGGUCCGUCAGAGUAGGGAUGCUUCGAUCGUUAUGCUUGUGCUUCCAGUCCAAGGCAUGCAGGUUGGGCUGCUGCAAGCUAAGUGGAUAUUUGGAUAUAUGUUAGGAGAAACAUCUAGGAAUAUCACAUCCAGUGUCUCGCGUUGAUGCAUUCAGAGGUCCUUCCGAUGGGUGACGUUCAGUUGGAAUCACACGUAAACUGGAAAUUUCUAGCCAAGAGUCCAUUAGGAGUGCAUGGGACUGUCUACGUCCUCCAGUUUUACCUGCCUGUGGCGGAAGCUGCUUCAACACCGCCCGCUAGAGGUCAGUUGCAUGAUGAGUUGGGCGUGUCUAGUAGGAGUACGAGUUGAAAAUGUCGUGGCAACAUGAAUAAACUCAUUUGACCUGGCA
Molecule: messenger RNA, 2102 nt
Organism: Triticum aestivum (bread wheat)
Lineage: Eukaryota; Viridiplantae; Streptophyta; Magnoliopsida; Poales; Poaceae
Exons: 10
Coding region: 280-1566 (428 amino acids)
Cellular component (GO): small-subunit processome; box C/D methylation guide snoRNP complex
Molecular function (GO): snoRNA binding
Source: RefSeq, a predicted model, not a curated record